This is a messenger RNA of Chlorella variabilis, 954 nucleotides long. RefSeq lists its product as hypothetical. Gene Ontology annotation, molecular function: hydrolase activity, hydrolyzing O-glycosyl compounds. NCBI's taxonomy places the organism in Eukaryota, Viridiplantae, Chlorophyta, Trebouxiophyceae, Chlorellales, Chlorellaceae. The coding region runs from base 1 to 954 and encodes 317 amino acids. The record is from RefSeq and is a predicted model, not a curated record. The transcript has 8 exons.
AUGGCCAGCUCCUGCGGUCUGCUGCUCCUGCUUGCAGCCGGGGGCUUCGUGUCAAUCUCCGAUGGACGUUUUGUUGACGAAGAAUGCGCCGAGUUCCAUUUCCACGGCUGGAACGGCUGGCGCGUGGUGGACGCGGCCUUGAAUCAGCCCGCUUCUCUCACCCGGCGCUUCAAGGACGCGCAGGAGGCUGGGCUGAACGUGCUGCGGUUCUUCCUGGGCGACGACGAGCGCAGCCCCGUGCUGCAAACCGCGCCAGGCGUGUUUGAUGAGCGCGUGGCUCAGGCUGUGGACUUUGUGUUGGCAGAGUCGGCCGCUCACAGCAUCAAGCUCACCCCGGUGCUCCUCAACCUUUGGAAGCGGAACAACGGCGUGCCACAGUUUGAGGAGUGGUGCGGCACCGCCUCCACCAGCCGCCAGCCCCGCCCCGGCGGCGGCUCGCUGGAUGCCCAGGAACGCCUGCAGACGCCCUACGAUUGGCUCGUCAGCCCCAAGUGCCGCGACCAGGUUAAGAAGUAUUUCACCACCCUCGUGAACCGCCGCAACACCAUCACCGGGGUGCUGUACAAAGACGACCCCACAAUCAUGAGCUGGAACCUGUUGAACGAGCCGCGGUGCCGCAGCUGCGGCCCGGAGGCCGUGGAUUCGUGGAUUGGGGAGAUGGCGGGGCACCUCAAGAGCGUGGACCCCAACCACCUGAUCACCACUGGCGCCGAGGGCUUCUUCGAUGAGAGCGAUCCCAUGGCGCGCUACAACCCGCAAGACCGCUCCCUGUGGGCCAGCCGCACCGGGCAGCACUUCAGGGCCAACCAUGCCCACGCCGCCAUCAGCUACGCCACGGUCCACACCUGGCCAGACAACUGGCGCAACCCGCCAUUCCCCACUUCCUGGGGGAGGCAGUGGCUCGAUGCGCACAGCCAGGUGUUCAAACCGAAGAUAGUUCGAGUCUGGCUGUGA